CCCAAGCAAGACAGCACCGACAUCAUGGACAAAGGCAUGCUCAAGAAGAGGAAGCUGAACAACGGCUCUCCCUCCGCGGGAGCAGUCCCUAAGAAAUCGAGCUUCAAAAGCCUCCCGCUCAAAUCUUCGAAAUUCUCGAACCCCUCGAAAUUUUCCAAAUCACACACGAAAGAUGGCGCGCGCAAAGCUCCAACCACCGCAGGCGAGCCUUCCUCCUCCUCGAAACCGAAGCCUACGAGAGCAGUCGAACCCGAAUCCUCAGACUCCUCCGAGUCCGAGGGCGAUAAAGAUGAAGCCUCCGACGAAGACGGAGAAGAAGAGGUUGCAGAGCCAACACCCGAAACCACACCCACCAGUGAGAAUGAAGAGGUGGUGCAAAAAUCAUUCGCGGACCUAGGCAUAAUAGAGAGUCUCUGUGAGGCGUGUGUAAAUCUAGGCUACAAGUUCCCAACGCCUGUACAGGCAGAAGCUAUACCACUCGCGAUCGAAGGCCGAGACUUGAUCGGUCUGGCAGAGACGGGCUCUGGCAAGACGGCUGCAUUCGCAUUGCCGAUAUUGCAAGCACUCAUGGAUAAACCACAGCCUCUAUUCGGCUUAGUGCUGGCACCGACGCGAGAGCUCGCAUAUCAGAUUUCGCAGCAAUUCGAGGCGUUGGGGUCUUUGAUAAAUGUGCGAUGCGCGGUCCUCGUUGGUGGUAUGGAUAUGGUUCCUCAAGCUAUUCAGCUGGGCAAGAAGCCUCACAUCGUUGUUGCGACACCGGGAAGACUUUUGGAUCACUUAGAGAAUACGAAGGGCUUCUCACUGCGCAACCUGAAGUAUCUCGUAAUGGACGAAGCAGACCGACUCCUCGAUCUCGAUUUCGGACCUGUAUUGGACAAAAUCCUUAAGGUUCUCCCGCGAGAAGGACGACACACCUAUCUCUUCUCCGCCACAAUGUCCUCCAAAAUCGAAUCCCUCCAACGCGCCUCCCUCCACAACCCCGUCCGCGUCAGCAUCAGCAGCUCCUCCCACCAGACCGUCUCCACCCUCCUCCAAUCCUACAACUUCAUCCCCCAGAAGCACAAAGACCUCUACCUGAUCCACCUCCUCAACGAAAACCUCGGCCACCCCGCCAUCGUCUUCACCCGCACCGUCAACGAAACCCAGCGCAUCGCCAUCGCACUGCGCACCCUCGGCUUCGGCGCCAUCCCGCUGCACGGUCAGCUCUCGCAGUCUGCGCGGCUGGGGUCGCUCGCCAAGUUCCGCUCGCGCAGUCGAGAUAUCCUCGUUGCGACGGACGUGGCGGCGCGUGGGCUGGACAUCCCGAGUGUGGAUUUGGUGGUUAACUUUGAUCUGCCGCCGGAUUCGAAGACGUAUGUGCAUCGGGUGGGACGGACGGCGAGAGCGGGGAAGUCGGGGAAGGCGGUUAGUUUUGUUACGCAGUAUGAUCUGGAGAUCUGGUUGAGGAUUGAGAAUGCGUUGGGGAGGCAGUUGGAGGAGGAGAAGGUCGAGAAAGAUGAGGUGAUGGUGCUGGCGGAGAGAGUGGGCGAAGCGCAGCGCGAGGCUGUGAAGCAGAUGAAGGUAUUGCAUGAAGGUAGAGGAAAGAGGGGUGCAGUGCUCAAGGGGCGGAGGAGAGAGGGAGGUGGUGGCGGUGGGAAGAGGGGUAGAGAUGAUAUGGAUAGGGAGGAGGGUUAGUUCAGGUUCAGGUAGGUGGCGAUUGCAUGCGAUUGGAGAGUUUCAGGUUCCUUCACAUUUGCAGUACUUUAUUAAAAGUGUCAAUUGUGUCGAAAACGUAUAGUUCCAGGAGUUACCCGUUGUGAACUUGCUACACUGCAAUACUACUGCCAGUACGGCGUAGAAGCGCGAGCGAGAGCUAUAGAAAAUGGUACCAAAC
Mytilinidion resinicola is the source of this 1873-nucleotide messenger RNA. RefSeq names its product DEAD-domain-containing protein. The record is from RefSeq and is a predicted model, not a curated record. The transcript is spliced from 2 exons. Gene Ontology annotation, molecular function: nucleic acid binding; ATP binding; RNA helicase activity. The annotation marks the transcript as partial. NCBI's taxonomy places the organism in Eukaryota, Fungi, Ascomycota, Dothideomycetes, Mytilinidiales, Mytilinidiaceae.